CCCUUCUUCACGAAUAGAUGGUAGAGUUCUCUGAUAUGGCGGGGUUACCUGCCUCAGGCCAGAAACCCCGCCGCAAAAAAAAGAGUGACCCGCUUAUCGAUUAUCGUCCCCAACUUUUUAUGACUCGACAUCAUCUUCUAGACAUUUCCCCCCGUCCUACGCCCAAUUCCAACAAAUCCCAUCAUGUCUGAAGCUCUGACAAACACCGACCUUCAGGGUGCCCUCCCUCUUAUCGCUCGAGGCAAGGUUCGCGACCUGUACGAUGUCGACGAGAAGACCCUCCUCUUCGUCGCAACGGACCGCAUCUCCGCGUACGAUGUGAUCAUGGAGAAUGGAAUCCCCGAAAAAGGCAUCCUCCUAACCCUGUGCACGAAAACCUGGUUCAAGAUCCUCUCCGAUGCCAUUCCCUCUCUCCGCACCCACUUCCUCACCCUCGACCUCCCGCCUCAGAUCCCCGAGUCGCUGCGUCCCGUCCUCCAGAACAGAAGCAUGCUGGUGCGCAAGCUGAAGAUCCUCCCCAUUGAGGCCAUCGUCCGCGGUUACAUCACCGGUUCCGCCUGGAACGAGUACAAGAAAUCCGGCACGGUGCACGGGAUCAAGGUCGCCGAGGGUCUGAGGGAGAGCGAGGCUUUUCCCGGUGGUCCUAUCUACACCCCCAGCACCAAGGCGGAGCAGGGUGAGCAUGAUGAGAACAUCCAUCCGGAUCAGGCUGUUGCUAUUGUUGGUGAACCUUAUGCCUCUAAGAUCGCCUCUCUCGCCAUUCAGCUUUACAAGGUCGCUCAUGAGUACGCGCUUACUCGUGGUGUGAUCAUUGCCGACACGAAGUUCGAGUUCGGUUUGGAUCCUGAGACUAACGAGGUUGUGCUGGCCGAUGAGGUCCUCACUCCUGAUUCAUCGCGUUUCUGGCCUAAGGACUCGUACGAGAUUGGUCGUGGACAGCAGAGCUUCGAUAAGCAGUUCUUGCGUGACUGGUUGACGAGCGAGGGACUGAAGGGCAAGCCGGGUGUACGCAUGACCGAUGAGAUUGCGCAGAAGACGAGCGCCAAGUACCAUGAGGCUUGGGAGCGGAUCACUGGUGGUAACUAGGGCUACUAUCGUCUAGUCAGGGAGAUGGUAUAUGGAACGCUCAAUUGUAAAAUGUCCGGAAAUCCUUACUG
Messenger RNA from Aspergillus pseudotamarii, 1157 nucleotides. RefSeq names its product phosphoribosylaminoimidazolesuccinocarboxamide synthase. Gene Ontology annotation, molecular function: phosphoribosylaminoimidazolesuccinocarboxamide synthase activity. The record is from RefSeq and is a predicted model, not a curated record. The coding region runs from base 184 to 1086 and encodes 300 amino acids. Lineage: Eukaryota; Fungi; Ascomycota; Eurotiomycetes; Eurotiales; Aspergillaceae. Gene Ontology annotation, biological process: 'de novo' IMP biosynthetic process. Gene Ontology annotation, cellular component: cytoplasm. The transcript is spliced from 3 exons.